Messenger RNA from Ictalurus punctatus (channel catfish), 4996 nucleotides. It is a transcript of the gene phf20l1, whose product is annotated as PHD finger protein 20 like 1. Lineage: Eukaryota; Metazoa; Chordata; Actinopteri; Siluriformes; Ictaluridae. Gene Ontology annotation, cellular component: NSL complex. Gene Ontology annotation, biological process: regulation of transcription by RNA polymerase II. The transcript has 24 exons. The record is from RefSeq and is a predicted model, not a curated record. Bases 435 to 3761 code for a protein of 1108 amino acids.
CUAGUCCAGCACCACUGAUCAGAUCAGCUGCUGCGGUCUCAGGAUGCUCACUGGAUUGUCUAAACUUUCCUGGUUGAUAUUUUAUAUUUCUGUAACUAUGGCAGAUCACUGACUAACUGACUAGCAAUUACGAAUACAGGCUAGGAAAAGUGAACAUAUAUCCGCAGUGCUAGCGUUAGCGAGCUAGCUAGUUGGUAAGUUUAAUGCUCCUGGCUAGCGAGCUAAACCUGACCCAGGACGGGGUUAUAUGCCUUUGUAUUCGCUUCAGACCGUGCGGGCGAUUAUAAAAUACACCCAUGCUGCUGCACGUACUUGAAAUCUUUUAAGCUUGACUACAGACAGAAGCUACAGCCAAAAUGAAUCCCAGUUCUCUGCAGACGCUGGAGGCGAGAGUGUGUGUGUCCUGAGAAAGCGUUAAGCAGAUCACCUUGAACAUGAGUAAGAAACCUCCUAACAGGCCUGGAAUUACUUUUGAAGUUGGAGCCCGAGUGGAAGCUCAAGACUAUUUACAAAAAUGGUACCCUUCACGUAUAGAGAAGAUUGACUACGAUGAAGGGAAAAUGCUUGUCCAUUUUGACCGCUGGAGCCAUCGAUAUGAUGAGUGGAUUUUAUGGGACAGCAACAGGCUACGUCCACUAGAGCGACCCACACUACGUAAAGAGGGGCUGAAAGAAGAGGAGGAUGUGACUGAGAGACUCGGUGAGAUGAGAUCAUCUCGCCUGCGUGAGCUUCCUGGCUGUACAGAGAACACAGAGGACCAAAAAGACAUGCCACAACAGAGACAAUUACAGGAACUGAAAGAUGGGGAAGAAGUUCUUGCCCGAUGGACAGAUUGCCGCUACUAUCCUGCCAAGAUUGAAAGUGUCAACAAAGAGGGAACCUACACAGUCCAGUUUUAUGACGGGGUGAUUCGCUGUGUGAAACGAAUCCAUAUAAAAUCCAUGCCAGAGGAUGCCAAAGGACAACAGGAUUGGAUUGCCCUCGUAAAGGCAGCCACAGCUGCAGCCAAGAGUAAAGGAGGCUGUAGGCCUCGCACCAGUGCCAACAGCAACAAAGAUAGAGAGGACAGAACAGAGCCCAGGCUUGAUGAACUCAAUGAUGAGGAUAACAACGCUGACUCGGACAGACUUGGCUCUUCUGAUGAGGAAGACUGCAAGCCAUCUUCUGAGGAGCUUGAAAUGGCUAAAAGAAAAAGAAGAAGCAGCAGACCAGGUAGUUUUAACAAUGUGAAAAGAGCGCGCCUCAACAAAACAGCAGGCUGUACCAAAACUGACAGUGACUGCAGAGAAGAUCUUCCCAUGGCAUCACAGAGUGGUCCGGCACCUGAAACUUGCCCUGGUGAUGAGCCAUUGCAGUCUGCUGUAACCCAAAGGCAUCCUGCAUCUCUCUCCAACACACCUCCAGGACCCUCUCGCUCUUGUAGACUAAAGCAUGAUUCAGGAGAGUCGACUAUCAGCAGCUUGAGCACAAGUACAGCAGCAGAGUCUAAACCUUCACCCAGCUCCAUUCACACCCUCUCAGAUGCACACACAGCCACUUCAAACUCUCCUCAGAGGCGCAGAAGAUCUCAGCGUCUUGCGACUUCCUUAGACCCAACCUGUCCACCCUCACCACCUAGCCGGGAUUCCAACCCCACCACGCCACAGACUGACAGUAGUCAGAGAGCAGAUGCUGAUAAUAGUUGCUUGGUGAAAGCUGAACCCUCUUUAAGCAAACCAGUCACUGGUACUCCUCCAUCGUCUGUUCCUUCUCCUGGAACUGCUCAAUCAGCAGUCACUGAGAAGGAAGGAAUGACUGACGUGUUGCUCGUCAGUCAUACGUUAGUGGCAGAGAGAUUGCCAGCUGUUGUAGCAGCUACUGGUCCAAAAACUGCUUCCAGGACCCAUAAACCCAACAAACAUGCCAGAGAGCCCAUAAUAAAUACCAAGCGAUCUGAUGACCCCAUGUCUCCUAAUGAGUCUCUGGUUGACCUGGACCAUAAUAAGUUCAAGUGUCAAAUUCCAGGCUGCUCUAAAGCCUUUCGGAAAGCCAAGCUGCUAGAUUACCAUCUGAAGUAUUACCACAAUAAUGAAAAAGAGCUGGAGAGUGAAGUGUGUUCACCUGAAAGAGGAGGUCGCACCAGGGCCACAUCUACUUCUGUACCCACCAGCAGCCUAGUGGAGAUACCGGACAGCAAGAGGCGCAGGACAGUCUCCACCUCCUCCUCUCUGUCCUCUCAGGGCCACAUGUUACAGCUGGACUGUGCUGGCUCUUGUCUGAAGCCCCCAAAGUUCUGUAGGAAGAAGCAUUCGUCUGCCUCUGUCAGCUCUGACAGCACUGAAGUCUCACUGCCCCCUUUACACAGAGAAAAGACUUUUGAGAACUUUAAUGACAAGAUCCUCAAGAGGGUCACUGAGAAAGAUAAACACUUGGAUCAAGGACUAUGUAUGAAGCCUGAAAGGAAAUUCAAAAUUGAAGAGAAGUGCCAGCUCAUUGGGAAAAAGAGGGAUAAAGAACGCAGAGAUAGAAAAGAAAAAGACCCUUUCAAACUCAAACAGAAGAAAAAGAAGAAGAAGAAGAAGAAAUCGAAGCAGUACUGUUACUCUGAUAUGGAAGAUGUCUCCAUGUCCUACUUGGAGAGACCAGCGUAUCUACUUCACCGCUCUUCCUCUAGCUCCUUUUCCAAGCACUCAGCCUUCCAGUUUCCUCGUGCCAUACUGUCGGUCGAUCUCACAGGAGAGAACCUAUCAGACAUUGACUUCUUAGAGGACUCCACCACAGAGUCUUUGCUGUUUAGUGGUGAUGAAUACAACCAGGAUCUGGACUCUCUCACAAUGGAGGAUUUCCAGGAUGAGGAGGACGAGUCUGCUAAUGAGAUUGUCCGUUGCAUUUGUGAAAUGGAUGAAGAGAAUGGCUUCAUGAUUCAGUGUGAGGAGUGUAUGUGCUGGCAGCAUAGUGUGUGUAUGGGACUGCUUGAGGACAGUAUACCUGAGCAGUAUAUUUGCUACAUCUGUAGAGACCCACCAGGACAGAGAUGGAGUGCCAAAUAUCGUCAUGAUAAAGACUGGCUAUAUAAGGGCCAAAUGUAUGGCUUAUCUUUACUGACGGAGAACUACUCGCAUCAGAACGCUAAGAAGAUUGUGUCUACACAUCAGUUACUCGCUGAUGUGUACAGUGUUAAAAAGGUGCUUCAUGGCCUACAGCUCAAGAUGGACAUCUUACAGAAUAAACACAAUCCCAGUUUACACUUGUGGGCUCGUUCUUGGGUGAACUCGGACGAGGACCAGCCUAUGGGCGGAGUUCCAGACUGCAUCAUGUUUCAGCAGCGCGUCAGCCAGAACUUAAAUCCUGAGACCUAUAUCACCAGUGAGCACAGCUACCAAAAGCCUUCUGGCGUGGGCCACCAACACAAACAUGAGCAGGGCUUCCAGACUGCCUCUCAGACACUGUCAUUUAUACCAAAGGAGGAGGAGGUGAGCAGUGCUAUCUCAUUGUCUGGCUGUGUGAGUGAGAGCAGCUCGGGGCAGGUGGAGCCAGCGAGAAACUGUCUGCAAUGGCAGAUGAACCUCCUCACACACAUUGAAGAUGUUCAGAACCAGGUGGCUGGCCGCAUGGAUCUCAUCGAGAAAGAGCUAGAUGUGUUGGAGAGCUGGUUGGAUUUCACAGGAGAAUUGGAGCCUCCAGAUCCUCUGGCCAGACUGCCUCAGCUUAAAUGGCGAAUGAAACAGCUGCUUUUGGACUUGGGGAAGGUACAACAGAUGAGCACAAUGUGCUCUGUGUGACAUGGUCACAGGUUGGAGGCAAACACUUAAGGGCUGUGUGUGUAUUUGUCAGAAACUUUAGGGCACAACAGCACAUACUUGUAGAACCUAAUGCACAGUGCAUACUUUUAAAGAACACAAUUAAAGAGAGUGUAGAUGAUGAUCCUGCGCAGUGGUUGUUCCUCCACCGUGCAUUAACAGAAUUGCAGGACGAGCAAGAGCUGUGCUCCUAAUACAGGUCUAAACCAUGCAGCGUUCAAGUGCUUGCUGUCUCAACAACGCAUGAAGAUGAGGACAAUGUUCAGCUUAUUCAAAACAACAUAGUGUGUUUACUUGCACCACUCGCAAUCAUAAAUAAUUGAAACGAUCUUUGAAAAAUAAAAAAAUACAUGAGCAAAGUGGUGUUUUCUUUCUUAUCUCUUGUUAGAAAUGCUUCUCAGAAUAAUGUAUCACCAAAAGGCACACCAGUUGUGCUGUAACAGAAUAUUUAGAAUUGAUUCAUCAUUGGAGUUUUCAUCUGAAGAAGUUAAAGAAAGAAUGGUUCUUAAAUACUAUGUGUUUGUGUUACUGGAAUGAAUGUAUUUGGGCGAAAGUGAUGUUUGUAACACUUGAGGAGUAAAUUGUUACUUAUAACACUUACUUAGACACAGGAUAAACCACCACAGAUUAAAAUUGAGAUGAAAAAACCUACAAUAUAUAUGUCGAUUGUCCGGUUCGGACAUUUUCUGUGUCAGUGUCCACAUAAUUUUGAAAUUAUUCAGAUGGUUGUCUGCAGUACUAGUUGAUCCUGAUGAUGUGCUGCUGAACAAUCCAUUCCAACAAGUAAUCUGGUCCAGGCACCUAGUCCAGAAUGGGUGUAUACGUCUCUUCACCCCCAAACUCCUCUGUUAUAUUCUUAUUAUCCAACUUUUUGCUUCUGAAAGCUUUGUCAUUUUGAUUGUCCCCAGUGCAGUAAGCUAGUGUGGAGCUGAAGGCAAAUAUAUUUUACAAGGAUGUUAGCGUGGCUUUUAUUUUAAAUGUCUAUCAUGCUUCUAUGUACUGUAAAGAACAGGAAAGAAAACGAGGCAUAGUAGGACAAUAUAUACUUGAACAUGUCUGUUUUAUUCAACAUUUAUAUUAAUCUGUAUAAAAGUGUUGAAGUUGAUUUUGUAAAAUCUGAAGUUGAUUUUGAUGAGAUACCAGCUGUACAUUAGAGUUUAUUUAAAAUCUUGAUGCAACUAACUUUAUGUACUUCAAUAAAAGAUAUUCUGACUAUU